Molecule: messenger RNA, 2196 nt
Organism: Necator americanus (New World hookworm)
Lineage: Eukaryota; Metazoa; Nematoda; Chromadorea; Rhabditida; Ancylostomatidae
Exons: 16
Coding region: 1-2196 (731 amino acids)
Cellular component (GO): membrane
Source: RefSeq, a predicted model, not a curated record
AUGGCGGAUGGGAGCGCAUCGAAAUGUGGUCGUAGAGCUGCACUAUCCACAUUCUUUUUCGUCACAUUCGCAACAUUUACCCUUUCAUUGAUCUCCGUCAUUAGUCCGUCAUGGCAGUACGUAUAUUUGGAGAACGGAAGAACAGAACAUCAUCAUGGUUUGUGGCUAGACUGCAAAAGGGACUACUCAUUUGAUUAUGGUCGAACGAAAGAGUACUAUGAAACACUUUACAGACGGGACUUGCAAGGAUCUCCAUUCGACAUUUUCUUCUUACCACCACUGCAGUGUGUAUAUAAAUUCGACUAUUAUAUUGAUCCUGAAGAUCUCUACGACCACAAUCACGACGAAAAUCGCAUACAGAAUGACGCUUACCAGCAUCUUUUUCUAGGGUGGAAAAUAGCAGCACUCUCCGGAUGCGGCUCCGCUUUGGCGUUUUCAGCGUCGGCUCUCCUUUUUGCAGUGUGCGCAUUCUGCCAUAGGACAUUCAUUUGUGCUUCAACUGUUCUUGUUACGCUAGCAGCAAUAUUAUCUACAACUGGAAUAGCUAUUUUCUAUGCAUGGGCAAAUUAUCAAGAUAAUAAGGUUAUCAAGGAAGAGGAUGAAUAUGUUGUUUAUGAGCAAAUGCUUGGGUGGGCUUUUUACUGCCAAGUUGUCACUACUAUUAUGCAUUGGUUAUCUUCAAUCCUUGGAUGUUGCGUCACAUCAGUAUCUUUCACUAAUACCAGAGCGAAGGUGGUAAAAAUUGAGGUAGUUACGGGUGGUGAUGACUCCCAACUGCUGUCAAGAGGAAGUUCUUUAGAGCCAUUCAGACGAUCUUUUUCGGCGGUUUAUUGUGUUGACCCAAGAUCUCUUCGCCACUGGGAGCGACAGCGUACAAUAAAUGAAAAAGAGCAGCAGCAACGAAAAGAAAACGAUACCUUCAAAAGAACAGCGUCUGUGCCCUACUACUCUAAGAAACAGAAGGCUGCGGUUCAGAAGAAAUUAGUUGGUCGUUCUAUCCAUGAUCUCUUCUCCUCGAAUAGCAACAUCACUGAAACAACACGCACAGGUUCCCUGAGCACGUUAGAACCAAAUCAAUCGCAAAGCACUGGAAAUCCGGCCAGUGCUCCCUCUUAUCGUGCGGGUGCUAAGUUGAAACCUGCUUUAAAAAUGCAACAGCAAUCAAGGAAAUGUUUGGACAUCGAUGACAAUGAUAUUACCUAUGAAUAUCUACCCUGCGACAAUACCUCUGAGAACGUUUCCUGUUUCACAGGCGGAAGAUAUCUGCCCUCACAACGAAUGUACGAUCCAGUUUAUGAGCAGAUUAAUCAAGAAGCUUACUUGGAGCCUGAUAGUGUGCGUCUACAACCCAAUAAUGCGUCGAUUGCCGAAGUGAAGAGAAAAGCAUUGCCAGCCACUCAGCCGCAUAGUUCGCCAGAAACUAUGAACGUCUCGGAAAGACUCACGAGAACGACUACAAUUGGUGACGUAGCAAAAGCCUCAUCAUCAUUUGAUGAGCACAAACAUCGAAAGAUGCCGACAGCUCCAUAUAUGGAAGAGAUAUAUCAAGCAGAAAAUCACCUGCAACCUCAGGAAAACAUAACAAAAAAAGAGAGGAUAUCAAAUGACUUCACUAAUCAAAUGGAAUGCGCUGCUCUGGAAGAACCAGGAAGUGACCGUGUUCUCGGUGCACCAUUACCAUUGAAGCAAAUCUCAGUGGAAAAACUUAGUUCCAGUCGUUUUCAAGACGUAGUUGAUCACUAUCGGACUAAUCGAGGAGACGUUUCUCAUCUAUGGGUCCCUUCAAAGCAAUGUUCAGAAAAGUGCAGAAGCAAUUACCCGCUCGACAAUGCAUCCUAUACGGGCAUCGGGAUUGCUAUCAAUACAUUUACAGACCAUGAAAAAGAGAAAUCGAUAUCAAACUUCACUUUUCACCCACAAUCUACCAGUGCUUCUGAGGUCUUUGGAAGGUCGGACACGAUGGACCUGAAAUCACUGUCUGUAUUCCAGUCAGCAUCUCAAAAACAGCCGUUGGAAAGGCUUGUUCCCAAAAGCUUUGUGACAGUACUGCCGGACGAGGUGGAUCGUUCAACCGGGUCUUCUACACUACUGGAACACGAGACUAUGUUGGAUAACGCGGAUUCAUAUGUCAAAGACGCAGAAAUACGUCUCAAUCUGUUUAUGAACAGCAGCACAAAAGAUGAGACAACUGUAUGA